Molecule: messenger RNA, 3350 nt
Organism: Serinus canaria (Common canary)
Lineage: Eukaryota; Metazoa; Chordata; Aves; Passeriformes; Fringillidae
Gene: LUC7L3
Product: LUC7 like 3 pre-mRNA splicing factor
Exons: 11
Coding region: 113-1528 (471 amino acids)
Biological process (GO): mRNA splice site recognition
Cellular component (GO): U1 snRNP; U2-type prespliceosome
Molecular function (GO): mRNA binding
Source: RefSeq, a predicted model, not a curated record
UGGGCAGGACCAGCCAUCGACGCCAUUUUGUCUCCGUCAGGCACGGCGCGGGUUGUCGGUGCGAGGCGGCCGAGCUGGUGUCUGGCGAGGAGGAUUCGGCCCGCAGCUCACGAUGAUAUCGGCCGCCCAGCUCCUCGAUGAGCUCAUGGGCCGGGACAGAAACCUGGCCCCGGAUGAAAAGCGCAGCAACGUGCGGUGGGACCACGAGAGCGUUUGCAAAUACUAUCUUUGUGGCUUUUGCCCAGCUGAAUUAUUUACAAAUACGCGUUCCGAUCUAGGUCCUUGUGAAAAAAUUCAUGAUGAAAAUCUACGCAAACAGUAUGAGAAGAGCUCUCGGUUUAUGAAGGUGGGCUACGAGAGAGACUUCCUGCGCUAUUUGCAGAGCUUGCUUGCUGAGGUGGAGCGCAGGAUCCGGAGGGGCCAUGCUCGUUUGGCUCUUUCGCAGAACCAACAGUCUUCUGGGGGAGCAGGACCUACUGGUAAAAACGAGGAGAAGAUUCAGGUGUUAACUGACAAAAUUGAUGUACUGCUUCAACAGAUUGAAGAACUAGGUUCAGAAGGAAAGGUGGAAGAAGCACAAGGAAUGAUGAAACUCGUUGAACAGUUAAAGGAAGAGAGAGAACUGCUGAGGUCUACGACUUCAACAAUUGAGAGCUUUGCAGCCCAGGAAAAACAAAUGGAAGUUUGUGAAGUUUGUGGAGCCUUUUUAAUUGUAGGAGAUGCACAGUCCAGGGUAGAUGACCACUUAAUGGGAAAGCAGCACAUGGGUUAUGCCAAAAUAAAAGCUACUGUAGAAGAUUUAAAAGAAAAGUUACGAAAAAGAACAGAAGAGCCUGACCGUGAUGAAAGGUUGAAAAAAGAGAAGCUAGAACGGGAAGAGAGGGAGAAAGAGAGGGAGCGGGAAAGAGAAGAGCGGGAAAGAAAGAGACGACGUGAAGAGGAAGAAAAGGAGAAAGAGAGGGCUCGUGACAGAGAGAGACGUAAAAGGAGCCGCUCACGGAGCAGGCAUUCAAGCAGGACAUCUGACAGGAGGUGCAGCCGCUCACGAGACCACAAAAGGUCAAGAAGCAGAGAAAGAAGACGAAGCAGGAGUCGUGAUCGGAAGAGAAGCAGAAGCCAUGAUAGAUCAGAAAGGAAACACAGGUCUCGUAGUAGGGACAGGAGACGGUCAAAAAGCCGGGAUCGAAAAUCCUACAAGCACAGAAGCAAAAGCAGAGAGAGGGAACAAGACAGGAAGUCAAAAGAAAAAGAAAAGAGGGGAUCUGAUGAUAAAAAAAGUAGUAUGAAGUCCAGUAGUCGAGAAAAACAGAGUGAAGACACAAAUACAGACUCGAAGGAGAGUGAGACUAAGAAUGAGGUCAAUGGGACCAAUGAAGACAUUAAAUCUGAAGUGCAGCGUAAGUAUGCACAGAUGAAGAUGGAACUAAGUCAAGUAAGAAGACAAACUAAAGCACCUUCUGAAGGAAAUGACAGUGUAGUCCUGCAAAACGUUUUGAGGUACAUUGUUUUGUCUCAGCUAUUUUUGUAGCAGACUCGUGCCCCCAUUAGUGUGCCUCUUUGGGACAUAUUUGUAAUAUAAUCACAAUAGAAAAAUUAAUUAUCUUUUUUUAUUUUUAGGGAUUUUGUUAUCGUUUUUUUAAAAAAAAGUUGAACUGGUUUUGUAUUUAAGUCCAUAUUGUGUUGGUACAUCAGCAGAAACUUUUGCUUAAAUACUUAAUAUUUGAGGCACAUGUUGGACUACUUUGUUUUCAUAUAAACUGCUAGUAUUUCUUUGUCAAGGAUGUUUCUAGUUUUUUUGCUUUAUUGCCUUGCAUUCUAAUGCAGUUUGUUCUGUAACUCGAGAGCCAGUAGCAUUGGAUUGAUGGAAGUGUAGGGUUUAUGAAUUAUUGCAGCUGACUACCAUACCUCACACAGCGUUGGUGUUGUGAGCGGCCCAUGAAAAGCCAAAUUAAAAAUCAAGGAUUCAGUCAAACUAAGCAGGUACUCAUGCCAGGUACUCCUUUCUCUACCCACAUCCAUGUUUGAAUGCUGUUGCCUGUAAUCUUUAAGCUUACUGUUGUGUUUUUGAUUUUGAAGCUAGUGAAAAGGACUUUUUGUGUAUUGUGUGAAUACUGUAAAUCUGAUGUUAACAGAAUGGAAUUUUCUUUCAACUGUGUGUAGGGAUGCAGUGCUGCCCAGAAUUAGAUAUCUUUAAAGAGUUUAAAAUCCAAUAAACACUACAUAUUAUUCGCCUUGUUACUUUCAAUGCAAUUCAAGUCUUUAAGAGGUAUGUGCUUAAUAUUUCCUACUGUGUAGGAGACUUUGCAGUCAGCCAUAGCACAGAAGAGUGGAAUGGCUGGUAACAGGCUUGUGAGGCAGAUGUAAAUGCAGAGACAGAUGCCACCAAAUGAUGGCAGUGUUGAUGGCAGGAAUAUAUGCUGGAAACUAUUUGUGGGAAAUGAAGCAGCUAAGCAAUAAGCAGUUAUGUAUUGAAAGGACAACUUGAAGUUUUUUCCCCACUCUUGACAUAGCUUGACACAGAAGGUCUUUAGUUGUAUUCCUGAAAUAAGGAACUAACAGUGGAGGUGACAGCUGAUAAAUGAGCUUCUUGCAGUAUAAUUUGUUACUGUAGUUGCAUUACGUAUGCUAGGAACUUUUAAACAUUUAAUGUUGAUAUUAAACAAUUAAUGCUGCAUCAUUGCUUCUAAUGCCAGUCAUGUUCAAUGGUGAUGUUUUUGUAGAGUUAAGAUGACAGCUAACAACUGGGCGAAUGUAUAGGAAUGGUAAACAAAAUGCUCCUAAUGCUGUCUAAUCGUCUGUUCUCCCAAAAUUUUGCGUUAUAGGACUACUAUGUGAAGAGUCUGCGAAGACAGCAGAAGAGAGCUUAAACUGAAGAUCUGCUUUUAAAUGAGGUGAAAGAAAGCUGUAGUGGCAUAGAAAAAUAUAAAGUUGAGUUAGAUUUUUUUUUUUAAUAAAAUUUAAUUCAGGACUGGUGUUUCCUCCCAGAGUUCAAAAAGAUGUGUUGAUAAUAGCACAUAUGCUACUGAGAAUAUAAGUCCUGUAUCCUUCUUUUUCUUUAAGACUUUUUAAGAUAAGAAACCAACAUAACCUGAACACAUGGCUUGCUCAGUGUUUAAUUGCAAGUUUUCAUUCUUGGACUUUAAAACACAAGAAUAAAUGUUUAGUAUUUGUGUGAAUUGAACUAAAAUUAAUCCCAUUUUUACAACUAAGCAAUUCCUAGCUUCUUGAUAUAUGAGAAAUGGAAAUAAAGUCUCUUUGAAUUUCUGUUACAAAUUUGAUUGUCUCUGUCAUUGAACAUUUAAUAUUAAAUAAGCUUAUUUCCUAAUAAAUUUCUUAUGUCUUCAAGCUUA